AGUAUGAGCAUGCGCACUGUGUGAAAAGAAGACGGCGAAGAUUCAAAGUUUUUGUUCAUUUUAUGCGCCUGAGGCCAACCAGUGCAGAGGAACAUGUUUGGCUUCCAUAAGUCAAAGAUCUACAGAAGUAACGACGGCUGUUGCAUCUGCAAGACCAAGUCCUCCAGCUCCCGCUUCACAGACAGCAGCAGAUACGAGGAGACGUUCAGGCUGUGCUUUGGGCUCUCUGAGGAUCGUGUUGGAGACAUUUGCAAUGCGUGCGUGUUGCUGGUGAAGAGGUGGAAGAAGCUGCCGCACGGCUCCAAGAAGAACUGGAAUCAUGUGGUGGAUGCCAGAGCCGGUCCGGGUUUUAAGGUGACGAAACCGAAGAAGAUCAAAAACGGUGACGGGAAGAGGAAAAGCAAACUAAAGAAGCUUCACAAGUUCAAAAGACAAACAGAUUCAGACGCUCACAGCACGACCUCCAGCACGUCUCCUGCUCAGUCUCCCAGUUACAGCAACCAGUCGGACGACGGCUCGGACGUCGAGUCCAAACAAAGACGCUCGGCGCCGUCCAUCUUCUCUUUCUUGGAUCGUUCCUACUGGAAAAGGCAAAAGGUUUGUUGUGGGAUAAUCUACAAAGGUCGGUUCGGAGAGGUGAUCAUUGAUCCUCGACUCUUCAAGCCCUGCUGCAGCUCCAAGAAGCAGAAGACUCUGACACCCACACAGGCGUCCGCGCCCCCCCAGCUGCCAGAGGACACAACCGCUGGUGAAUUGUUUUGUUGAAUUCCCUCCGUAGGGGCUUCCAUGGCACCCACCUGGAUUUGUCUCCAGUGGCAGACCUCAUUUCUGUUCUCCUUUUAGAUCAGCUCGUUUCUUUUCCUUUUUGAUGUGGGUAUUUUUAAACUUUUGUAUA
Messenger RNA from Nematolebias whitei (Rio pearlfish), 895 nucleotides. It is a transcript of the gene sinhcafl, whose product is annotated as SIN3-HDAC complex associated factor, like. Bases 94 to 765 code for a protein of 223 amino acids. The transcript has 6 exons. Lineage: Eukaryota; Metazoa; Chordata; Actinopteri; Cyprinodontiformes; Rivulidae. The record is from RefSeq and is a predicted model, not a curated record. Gene Ontology annotation, biological process: negative regulation of cell migration.